Messenger RNA from Dreissena polymorpha, 10751 nucleotides. RefSeq lists its product as uncharacterized. The record is from RefSeq and is a predicted model, not a curated record. Lineage: Eukaryota; Metazoa; Mollusca; Bivalvia; Myida; Dreissenidae. The transcript has 3 exons. The coding region runs from base 62 to 1111 and encodes 349 amino acids.
AAAUCCACCACAAAAACGCCUGAAAAGGGGAAGAACUUUUAGUCAAAUACACAGUCGCUUGAUGAAAUUUAAAAAUGAAAUUUUAACUGCGAUGGACAAUCUUAGGACGGAUCAGUGGAUAACCUUUUGCUUUGUAAAAAUCCUUCAUUGUAACGGUGCGUACGCGUGUAGCUUUUCAAAGGCUUGGUGUAAGACACAGAGAAAUCUCGACGAUGUCGAUGAAAACAAACGGUUAAUCGUAUUGCUUCCUGAUUUAUUUGACUUUGAGGUUAUUACCAAAUUUUUGGAAAAGGAUGGUGACAUUGACAAUAAAAUGACAGAAAACCAGAUAGCCGCUUUCGACAGACUGAUCACAUUUUUGGAAAAUAUAGAGGAAACCUCUAAAAAAAUUGAGGGUGCACGAGCUAAAGCCUUCAAAGAAAGCAGUUGGGCAGCAAUACUUGGUGUUCACGUUCUCAGACAGCUUGCAGUUUCAAAUGAGAUGAUGAUUGACUCUGGUUAUGCUGAUAAAACAUCGGAGUGUCCCUGUGGAUGUCGAACUCCACUUUGUGUUGGAGACAACAGCAUUGGUCACAAGGAUGUCUGGCAUGGGAGUCUGGAUAUCAUUUUGGGACCUGUUGCAGUAAUUGUGCAAUCCACAGAUGACUCGCAUGAAGAAAGCAGCACAGCAUUUGAAUUGAAAACAGGAGAAUUAGAAGAAUCCCGAAAUCAGAUAAUUGCAGAAAGUAUUGUGUUUUCCUUUAUUCAGAGAACUGGGUUGAUUCCAACGGUGGGAAUUUCUACAAAAGAAUUCAAAGUAUUUAUGUAUGAUCCACAUUAUGAUUUGUUAUAUGAAAGUUCAGAGUUGUCUUUGUUUGAUGGACGGGGGGAUUUGAAAUGCACGUCAGUUUUUGCCCUUUGGCUUGUUAUAAAUCAUGCAGAAUUUUGUACUGGUGUUAAGAGUUGUCAUGAAACACUUGGUUACAUAGCUGACUUUCAGUCACUAGUUCAAAAGCCUGUACUUUCAAUAUAUGAAACAGAAUUGCACAGGGGCGGUUGUAAGCAUGUAAAGAGCUCUGUUUGGAAAUAUUCUGCUUUUGACGUAAGUGGAAAGUACAAAGUAAUUGAAUAAAGAAAGUAUAUUGGGUAUUUUUUAGAUCCACCGAGCUUAUGCCAUGGCACUUUAUUCAUCAUGCAUUUAAAAAAAAGCAACAUCUUUCCUGAAACUAUUAGCUGGAGUCUUUAGAAACAUAUUUUUGUCAAGCCCACUUGUGGUGAGCUCGACAUACAUGUAGAUAUCACAAUUUGCUGUUUGGUGUAUGUGCGUCCCUCCGUGCGUCCGUCCAGCCAGAUUAGGCUUGUCCGGCGCGUAACUCUGUCAUUAUUUGUCAUUAACUUUAGUGCUUAUAGUGAGCUUAUGUGAUAGACCUGUGUAUGUCGUGCGUGGUCAACACUAGAGGUCAUAUUUGAUGGUCAAUCUUUAUGUAAAUUUGUCAUAAUGUUUGUAUAAAUGAUCCAUUGGUUGUGUCUGAAAAUGGUUCGGAUCGCUAAAAUAACAUGGUCGCUGGGGAGGGGGGGGGGGCUGAUUUUCCUUUAUAUUUAUAUAGUAAAAAAAGCUUGUGAACACUCUAGAAGUUAUAUUUUUUGGCUCAAUCAUCAUGAAAUUUUGUCAAAUGAUUGGUUUUAUGGAUAUCUCUGAUGAGUUCGAAAAUAGUUGUGAUCAGGGGAAAAACAUGGCCGCCAGUGGGUGGUGACAUUUGGUCAGAACUUUUUUGUUUCUUUCCAUCUUAGUCUUUCAGGUGAGCGACCCAGGGCUCUCUUGGGCUUGUUGUUUUUUAAUCUUCACCAAACUUCCUGUAAGUGUUUUAAGGUAUCACAACUGGAUCAAGUUAGAUAACUCAACACAAUCGCAUUUAGGCACUUAAGAGAUAUGGCCCUUCAAUUAGUCAAAUUAGCCUGUUUUUACUUUGUCCCCUCUGUACAUGUAACUGAUACAGUUUUAAUUAAAUCUUCACCAAUCGUUUUAUGCCCCCAAAGGGAGGCAUUUAAUAAUUGCACUGUCCGUCUGUUCGUAGGUCCGUCACAUUCCAAAAAAUGUUUUUAGGUAUAACAUUUGGGUCAAAUUCGAUAACUAGUGAAUUCUCAUCCGCUUUGUAACUGAUACAGUUUUUAUUCAAUCUUCACCAAACUUCUGGAAAUAGUUUUUAGGUAUAAUAACAUCCUGAGUCAAGUUUGAUAACCAGCCAAAUCGCAUAAGGCACUUGAAAGUUAUGGCCCUUUAAUUAGUCAAAUUAGCUUUUUAGCUCACCUGAGCACAACGUGCUAAAGGUGAGCUUUUGUGAUCGCCUUUUGUUUGUCGUCCGUCGUGCGCCGGCAACAUUUUGCCUUGUGAACACUCUAGAGGCCACAUUUAGUGACCGAUCUUCAUGAAACUUGGUCAGAACAUUUGUCCCAUUGAUACCUCGACUGAGUUUGAAACUGGGUCAUGCUGGGUCAAAAACUAGGUCACUAGGUAAAAAAACCCACCUUGUGAACACUGUAGAAGUCACAUUUGAUGCCCAAUCUUCAUGUAACUUUGUCAAAAUGUUUGUCUAAAUGAUAUGUUGGUUAAGUUCAAAAAUGGUUCCGGUCCGUUUAAAAACAUGGCCCCCAGGGGGCGGGGCAGUAUUCCUUAUAUUGCUAUAGAGAAACCUUGUGAACAAAAUUUUGCACAAUCAUCAUGAAACUUGGUCAAAACAUUGGGUUUCAUUGAUAUCUUGGACAAAUUAAAAAAUGGUCCAGAUCGGUGAAAAAACAUGGCCGCCAGGGGGCGGGGCAUUUUUCUCUAUAUGUAUAUAGUGAAAACAUGUGAACACUCUAGUAGUCACAUUUUUGGUCCAAUCUUCAUGAAAUUUGGUCAGAACAUGUGUUUUCUGGAUAUGACGGAUUGGUAAAAAAGCAUGGCCGCUAGUGGAUGGGGGGGGGGGGUUAUUUUCCUUAUAUAUAUAUAGUAAAAAAAGCUUGUGAACACUCUAGAAGUCACAUUUUUUGCCUAAUCAUCAUAAAAUUUGUUCUAAAUACAAUACCCCACAUUAUCAAAGAUUUGUGUUUUAAAACGGAUUUAUUGAUUUUUUAAUUGGAAAUAUAAUUACAAGGUGAGUCUGAAAAUAGUUCAUGUUUGUUUAUAAACAAGGCUUUCAGGGAUGUGGUAGUUUUGUGUCUAAAGUGGUUUAUUGUGAAACAUGGGAAUACUUUUAGUCACAUGUUUAGUUCAAUCUGAAUGACACUUGCUGAGUGCAAAUGUUGUUAUCAUAUCUUGAUUUAGUUUACUUAAAUAGUUUUAACAAUAUCAUCAGAGCUCCAGAUAAGGGUCGUAUUUUCGUAAUUACGAAUUAUUUUCAAGUCCGUAACGUAUUUAUUUCAAAAUCUUGUCGUACCAUUAAGAAUUACAAAAUCAAGUUAAGAAUAUUAUUUUUACAUCGGUUCGUAUAGAUUUUUAUUGAGUUCUUAUCGCGUAUUAAAGAUCUUUGCGGUGCUUAUAUAGAAUAGUUAUCGGUUUUGUUUAACAAAACGCAUUUUUUCCAAUAAAAGCGGCGUAUACAGUCUAUCUGUCAAAAAACAAUGGCGGCGCCCAGAGAGCGUCCUAAAAAACCUGCAAAGCGUCCAAAAAAAUGCGUUUAACAUAUUGUACGCAAAGUGAGCCGAAGUUAAAUAUUUAAAAGGACAUUAUAGAAAAGAUCUUAUACGAUGUUGUAUGUUCAGUUGCCGACACAGUCGGAAAAGCUAAACAAAAACGCGACAUGGCGGGUCCAAACUUAAACACAAAAAAAACAUAUAACGAGUGGAAGGGACAAGUCCCGUGUCUUAUCGUUGAAAAGAUUGAAGGGGAGACCCGUUUUAUUUGUGAAAUAUGUAAAAAUUCAUCUCAAGCAUGAAAUCUAAGCACAGUUUGGGCAUAUGAAGGUAUUUGAAAAAUAAAAUUGUAUAAUACUGAAAAGACACUGUUGAACUCGUAUAAAUAAAGUUGCUAGUAUGUUUAUUUUGAUUUUUUUUGCAUGAAAAUAACCAUUAUUAUUUAUUUUAGGUCAUUUAGAAAAAAUAAGAAUUAUUUACCAAAACUUAGUAGUAACGUUAAGAAUAAAAUUUCAGAGUGAAGAAUUCUUUUUGAAAAUCUGGUAGUAAUUUAAGAAUUUCACAAAACCUUAUCUGGAGCUCUGAUCAUCUUCAAACAUGGUGACAAUCUUUAGGAGCAUAAUAUAUUUUGCUCAUGGUGAACUUUUGGGAUCACCUUUUGUCAUUUGUCUGUCUUCCGUUGUGCAUCAUGAAUCUUUGCCUAAUUUUGCCUUGUUAACACUGUAGCGGCCACAUUUAUUGUCGGAUCUUCAUGAAACUUUGUCAGAAGAUUUGUCCCAAUGAUAUCUUGGGACGAGUUGAAAAAUGGUUCAGGUCUGUUGAAAAACAUGGCCGUCAGCUGGCCAUUUGUUGUUCAUUCUUCAUGAAACUUGGUUAGAACAUUUGUUCCAUUGAUAUUUUGGGCUGCAAACAACAGGUCAUUUGUUUUUAUCUCAGGUGAGCAACUUUGGGCCUUUCAGGCCCUCUUGUUUUUGCUUUGUUUGCUCUGUAACUGAUACAGUUUUAAUCAAAUCUUCACCAAACUUCCAGAAAAUGUUGUUCAAAUUCGAUAACCAGUGAAUUCGCAGGGGUGGGUACUUGUGAUGAAGAAGGCUGCCAUUGAAAUAAGUACAAUGUAUUCAAGGCUUUGCUUUAGUAAGUAUAAGAAAAAAUAAUUCUACAGUUGACAAGAAGAUGUGGAUUCCUGUUAUUUGCAUACCCUAUUCGUCAGCUGAACAUAAGCUGAAAACAGGAAUAUGCAAUUUACAGGAAUUAAACAUUUGUCAACAUCAAGUGACAGGUGGCUAAGCAUUCUUUUUUCUAAUAAGCUUUGCGGUCAGAUAUUUGGCUUGAAUCAUGUUCUAAUGAUAAUAACAGCUAUUGAUUUCAAAAUAGGUCCUGUCUGUACAAAAAACAGGUCAGUUGAGCAGUAUAGGUCCUUAAUGACCCUCUUGUUUUAUUACCUCAACGUGCUCAUGGUGAGCUUUUGUGAUCGCCUUUUGUCCGUCGUGCGUUGUCCGUCGUCAACAUUUUGCCUUGUAAACACUCUAGAGGCCACAUUUAUUGUCUGAUCUUCAGGAAAUUUUGUCAGAACAUUUGUCCCAUUGAUACCUCGACUGAAUUCGAAACUGGGUCAUGUUGGGUCAAAAACUAGGUCAUUAGGUCAAAAAAAAGAAAAACCUUGUGAACACUGUAGAAGUCACAUUUGAUGCCCAAUCUUCAUGUAACUUUGUCAAAAUGUUUGUCUAAAUGAUAUGUUGGUUGAGUUCAAAAAUGGUUCCGGUCCGUUGAAAAACAUGGCCGCCAGGGGGCGGGGCAGUAUUCCUUAUAUGGCUAUAGAUAAAAACCUUGUGAACACUCAAGAAGUCACAAUUUUUGCCCAAUCAUCAUGAAACUUGGUCAAAACAUUGGUUUUAUUGAUAUCUCAGACGAGUUAAAAAAUGGUCCAGAUCGGUGAAGAAAAAAAUGGCCACCAGUGGGCGGGGCAGUUUUCCUUAUAUGGCUAUAGUAAAACCUUGUUAACACUCUAGAGGCCACAUUUAUUGUCUAAUCUUCAUGAAAUUUGGUCAGAAGAUUGUUCUCAAUGAUAUCUUGGAUGAGUUAGAAAAUGGUUACGUUUGCUUGAAAAACAUGGCUGCCAAGGGGCGGGGCAUUUUUCCUUAUAUGGCUAUAUAUGGCUAUAGUAAAACCUUGUGAACACUCUAGAGGCCACAUUUAUUGUCCAAUCUUCAUGAAAUUGGGUCAGAAGAUUGGUGUCAAUGAUAUCUUGGAUGAGUUCGAAAAUGGUUACGUUUGCUUGAGAAACAUGGCUGCCAAGGGUCGGGGCAUUUUUCCUUAUAUGGCUCUACAUGGCUAUAGUAAAAUCUUGUUAACACUCUAAAGGCCACAUUUAUUGUCCUAUCUUCUUGAAAUUGGGUCAGAAGAUUCAUUCCAAUAAUAUCGUGGACGAGUUCAAAAAUGAUGCUGGUUGGUAUAAAAACAUGGCCGCCAGGGGGCGGGGCAUUUUUCCUUAUAUGGCUAUAGUAAAAACUUGUUAACACUCUAGAGGCCACAUUUUCCAGUCUUCAUGAAACUUGGUCAGAAGAUUUGUCCUAAUGAUAUCUUGGAUGAGUUUGAAAAUGGUUUCGGUUGCUUAAAAAACAUGGCCACCUGGGGGCGGGGCAUUUUUCCUUAUAUGGCUAUAUAUCAUGCUUUAGUAUUUAACCUUGUUAACACUCUAGAGGCCACCUUUAUCGUCCGAUCAUCAUGAAACGUAGUCAGAAGAUAAGUCCCAAUGAUAUCUUGGAUGAGUUUAAAAAUGGUUCCGCUUGGUGGAAAAACAUGGCCGCCAAGGGGUCCUGGCAUUUUUCCUUAUAUAUAAGCUAUAGUUAAACCUUGUUAACACUCUAGAAGCCAUAUUUAUUGUUUGAUCAUCAUGAAAAUUUGUCCCAAUGAUAUUUUGGACAAGUUCAAAAAUGGUUCCAGUUGCUUGAAAAACAUGGCCACCAGUGGGCGGGGCAUUUUUCCUUAUAUGGACUUAUGAAUCUUCCUGAAACUUUGUCAGUAUAUUUGUUUAAAUGAUAUCUUGGAUGUGUAUGAAAAUGGUUCUGGUCUGUUGAAAAACGUGGCUGCCAGGGUGUUCACUAGUCAUGAAAGUUGGUAAGAACAUUUUGUUCUAAUGACAUCUUGGGCUGCAGAGAACAGGUCAGUUCCUUUGAAUUUCAGGUGAGCGACUUCGGGCCUUUCAGGCCUUCUUGUUCAUUGAACAGUUUUAAAUGGAAAAUUGACUAGGAAAACGUUUGCGAUAUUUUCUCCUUCAUAAAAAUAUACAUUGUUGAAAAUCUAAACAUAAAUUGUCAAACACGUUUUUUUUAACGGACAUAAUUUGACAUGUAUGUUUAAACUAUAAAAUGUAAGUAUGCCCCCCUUCGAAGAAGAGGGGUAUAUUGCUUUGCACAUGUUGGUCGGUCUGUCUGUCGGUCGGUCCGUCCACCAGGUGGUUUCCGGAUGAUAACUCAAGAACUCUUGGGCCUAGGAUCAUGAAACUUCAUAGGUACAUUGAUCAUGACUCGCAGAUGACCCCUAUUGAUUUUGAGGUCACUAGGUCAAAGGUCAAGGUCACGGUGACCCGAAAUAGUAAAAUGGUUUCCAGAUGAUAACUCAAGAACCCUUAGGCCUAGGAUCAUGAAACUUGAUAGGUAGAUUGAUCAUGACUCGCAGAUGACCCCUAUUGAUUUUUAGGUCACCAGGUCAAAGGUCAAGGUCACAGUGACCGGAAAUAGUAAAAUGGUUUCCGGAUGAUAACUCAAGAUCGCUUAGGCCUAGGAUCAUGAAACUUGAUAGGUAGAUUGAUCAUGACUAGCAGAUGACCCCUAUUGAUUUUCAGGUCACUAGGUCAAAGGUCAAGGUAACGGUGACCCGAAAUAGUAAAAUGUUUUCCGGAUGAUAACUCAAGAACGCUUAUGGCUAGGAUCAUGAAACUUCAUAGGUACAUUGAUCAUGACUGGCAGAUGACCCCUAAUGAUUUUCAGUCACUAGGUCAAAGGUCAAGGUCACAGUGACAAAAAACAUAUUCACACAAUGGCUGUCAUUACAACGGAGAGCCCAUAUGGGGGGCAUUCAUGUUUUACAAACAGCCCUUGUUUAUGAUUGGACUGAGCAACAUACAAACUGUGAAAAUCUCCACAUCAGGGUUCUCAAUAACGAUUUCCUGCAUUUUGGGCCGUUUUAUGGCUAUUUUAAUGGUCAACCAGGCACUUAAAUUUGAGCAUUUUUUGUGCAUUUUAUGAAUUUUAGCUUUUUUAACUAACAAAAGAUAAAUGAAAAAAGCUCUUGGAUUGGGAAUGGGGCCGAAAUUCAGCCUUACAGGAAUGGAGGAAAAGGCCUGAUCGUCCGUCUACCAUGCACAUUUUGUGUGACACUUCUAGUUUGAAACAUAACUGAAUUAAAACAAACUUUCACAACAACAAAAACUUUGCAUUAACACAAAAAAUGCAAGCAAUCAGGAACAAAAACUCACCAUGUGACGAAAAGUACGUCAAAAUAUUUGACUGCUUUUUGACUGAUUCCAAUCUGCCCCUUUUCAUUGUUGUUGUUGUAAUUCUAAUACACUGUCGAAUAAAGCUAUCAACUGUUAGUGCUAACGAGAUUUAUAACAUUUUAGUUACCAGGAAUGCAAUGUUUGACUGAACCGCGUGUAUAAUGAUACAAAGGUCAUUAUCAUGUCUCAAAAAUUCAAACCAGUCACAAAACGCAUGUUAAGGGAGAUAAUCAAGCAACAUCUUUGCUUAAUAGCAAAAAUGGAGCAAAAUUACCGAAAAGACUCACAAAUUUUGAAAAGUCAAUAAUUAUUGCCGAUUUUCCGAAUCUGAGUGAUUUUCAACCGGCCAAAAAUUUCAAGCGGCCAAUUUGGCCGGCGGCCAGCUCUUAUUGAGAACCCGGCACAUCUUAUAUUUCGCCAGAGAUCACUUUUCCUUCCUUGCCAUGCUUGAUGGUGAUAUGCCUGAUUUUGACAAUAGCAACAUAACUUAGCAAAAUAGCAGGGUAGAAAUUUUACAUUAAAUUUGUAACAUAGUGUAAUGGUCAUCUAUUUAGUUUCAGUUAGUCUGCUUGGAGCCAAAGCAGGCCACACCAUGAGAAUUGAAAUAUAUAUCCCUAGAAAAGUCCACAAUGCCUAGAUGUCAUAUAUUUGGCUUGACACAAUUCAUGUUCUAAUGAUUCUGCUGUUCAAUUUGAAAUAGACCCAAUCUGAAAGAAAAAAAACAUGUUUUAAGUGAGUGAUAUAGGGCCAUCAUUGCUUAAAUCAUUGGUAUAAUUAUUAAAUAUUGAUUAAAAUUGUAUUUUAAUGCAAUAAAACAUGUAUCAUUAUGAUGGUUUACAUGAGAUCUGAUUUCAAUUUUUUUUUAGCAAUCAGAUUCAAUGUAUUUGUUCGCUUUUUAAAUUACUGUCAUAUGAAAUUGAUAAAUUAAUUCAAGUGUAAGUUUCUACUUCAAUAACUGUGAAAACUAUUUGUUUCUAAACAUUCAUUCAAUUUAUUAAAUUUAAUUACCAGUGAUGGCAAAUGUCAAAAUGGCUCAAAUUAUAAUUGUUUGGUUAAAUCAUGGAAUUCUAGGCUAUUUAUUGCAAAACAUUACACAACUUGCAAUGAAAUCUUGAGCCAAGAUAGAAAAUUAAGAAAACACAUUGUGUGUUUCGUAUUAAAAUUACUUGUCCGAAAUAUUUUUGACCAUCGUCCUCAAUAUAAUUGAUAUUUUGUAUCGUUUCAAUUUGCAAGAAAACUAUUUAAACCUGUGUUUAUUUGGAUAUUUAACAUUAGUAAGUCGCCUCUGAGUGGUAAAAACCUGUUGUGUUCAUAAAACAAUGAUUUUUGCUUUCUUUUGAGAUGAAUUAAUUUGCUGGUAAAACGGACAGGUACUUCAGAAAAAAGUCGUUUUUCUAGGACAAAUUUCACCAAACAAGACCGGCAGACUAGUUUUUCAGGAAGCCUAACUUCAACAAUAAUAAUGUAGUUUUUUUAUCAAUAGAAAAAUUAGUGGGUUCCAUGUUAGAAAACACACUACUGUAUUAUUAAAUGACAAACAUCUAGUUUUUUAUGUCCCCCAGUAUUGAUUUUGCCCUGUUUGUUGGUUUGUUGGUUUGCGUCAGACUUUAACAUUGGCCAUAACUUUUGCAAUAUUGAAGAUAUCAACUUGAUAUUUGGCAUGCAUGUGUAUCUCAUGGAGCUGCACAUUUUGAGUGGUGAAAGGUCAAGGUAAUCCUUCAAGGUCAAAGGUCAAAUACCUACUGGGGGGCAUAGUGUUUCACAUACAUGUACACCUCUUGUUUUACAAAUAAUGUUUACAUGGUGAGAAUGCUGUGCGGCUUUGGCAGCUGAAGUUCCACCUUUGUUUAUAGGAGUCAGUGUUAAAGGGAAAAUGUCCUGUUUUUAUUAAAAUUUACAUUAUGUACGUUUUAUUGUUUAUAUACAUAUAUAUAUUAAAAAAAAAAAAACAUUGUGAAGACUGAAAUCACUAUUUUUAGCUCCACUAUUCAAAGAAUACUUGAGCUUUUGCACUCGCCCUUUUAUCGGCGUCCCUGUGUUUAGCUUUUGUGUGUAAGCUGGUAUCUUUGUAGCUACUGAAGGUAAUGGAUUAAAACUUCACACACUUGUUCACUCUGAUAAUUGAAGCUGAUGGACACAGGUCCCAUAACUCUGAUUGGCUUAUUUGCAGAGUUAUGCCCCUUUUUAGAUAAACUUUAGAAUAGUCGAGUGUGGCAGUCUUCCGACAGCUCUUGUUUUACAUGUAAAAAUAUUGUAAUGGCAAAAUUAUAUCUAAAAAUCUAACCGCUUUUGCAAAAAAAAUUGUUCAAAGAGCAGCUUAACUUAUAACAGAUGCUCUUUUAAUUUUAAUCUAUCAAAUUGUAAAUAUACAUUGCUUUUUACAAAUUAAUUGUGUGUGUUCAUUAUUGUGUACUUUACAUAUAUAAUUGUUUUAUUAGAAAUCAUAUGUUUCAUUAUUUAAAUAUUUAUUGACACUAUGUAUGACACAAUGUGGAUACUAAAAUUAAAAUUGUGUAACAUCGGAAAAAUAUUGUUAUUGCUAAUGUGCUUGUAAUCUACACUGUUGCACACGCUAAUUGCUUGAUGAAUUUUCCUUUUUAUAGUUAUGAAAAAAGUUUGCAAUUUACGUUUCUAAAUAAAUAAAUUGAACACACAAGUUUAA